AUGAAAAUUUUGGUCGCUUUUCUUGGAGUUUGCUUUGUGCAAACAAUUCUUGCAUCAUCAGCACUUCCUGAGAGUAAUUCAAUUGACAAGACUGAAGAAAAAUCACCAACUGAUUCAGAUUACAAACCAGUACAAAAUGUUGUCGCUGCAGUUUAUCAAAGAGCCAUGCUUCAAGCACUUCAAGCCAAAGUUACUGAGCUUCAUAAAAAGCUUUCAACUGGAGAAAAUGCUGUGCCAGCAGCAAUGGACAUUUUAAAAAUUACACUUUUGUCUCAUCCAGCUCAGGAAGCUGUUCGUCGAGCUGCUGAACAUAUCAUAAAUGCAAUGGCACCUGAACUAAAAAAGUUCACAAAUGAUGAGAAUUAUCCAAUAGAAUCAAGAACAACAACACCAAAUCCUUCCAAUAAGCAGUAA
This is a messenger RNA of Clunio marinus, 414 nucleotides long. The record is from the annotation of a GenBank genome assembly. Lineage: Eukaryota; Metazoa; Arthropoda; Insecta; Diptera; Chironomidae.